This is a messenger RNA of Camellia sinensis, 1375 nucleotides long. Its product is annotated as zinc transporter 4. Gene Ontology annotation, molecular function: zinc ion transmembrane transporter activity. Gene Ontology annotation, cellular component: plasma membrane. NCBI's taxonomy places the organism in Eukaryota, Viridiplantae, Streptophyta, Magnoliopsida, Ericales, Theaceae. Gene Ontology annotation, biological process: zinc ion transmembrane transport. The record is from RefSeq and is a predicted model, not a curated record.
UAAACCCACACUCACUCACUCUCUCUCUCUCUCUCUCUCUAUAUAUAUAUAUAUAUUUAUGUGUGUGUGUGUGUGUUUGUGAUAGCCUUGACAUAUAGACUACAUUAAGAGGGUACCCAUUUUGUUCCUCUGUUUCCAUUACCUACAUUCUCCUCUCUCUCUCUCUCUCUCUCUAGACAUGAACAGGGUACCCAUUUUGUUCCUCUGUUUCCUUCUCAUUCUCCCCGUUUCAGUCCUGGGAGAUUGCACAUGCGAGUCCGAAACCGGAGGUGAAAACAAAUCAGAGGCAUUGAAAUACAAGCUCGCCGCGAUCGCCUCAAUCCUGACCGCGAGCGCAAUCGGAGUCUCUCUCCCAAUCCUCGGCAAAGCCUUCGUGGAAAACGACGUGUUCUUCGUAAUCAAAGCCUUCGCCGCCGGAGUAAUCCUGGCCACAGGAUUCAUCCACGUGUUGCCCGACGCAUUCUCCGAUCUGACUAGCCCCUGCCUCGCCGGAACUCCGUUCGGCGGGGAUUUUCCGGUGACCGGACUGGUGGCGAUGUUGGCGGCGAUAGGGACGAUGAUGGUGGAUGCUUUUGCGACGAGCUAUUAUACGAGAACGCAUUUUGUGAAAGCGAGGCCUGUGAAUGGGGAUGAAGAGAGUCAUCAUGGUGGUGAGCAUGAAGGGCAUGUUCAUGUUCAUACACAUGCGACCCAUGGGCAUGCCCAUGGCUCGGGUUUGGGUUUGCAGGACGAGGUUGAUUCGGGUUCUUCGGAUCUUCUCAGGCAUCGGAUUAUAUCUCAGGUGUUGGAGUUGGGGAUUGUGGUUCAUUCUGUGAUAAUUGGCAUAUCUUUGGGUGCUUCUCAAACUCCAAAGACAAUAAAGCCUCUUGUUGCAGCUUUGACUUUCCAUCAAUUCUUUGAAGGCAUGGGUCUUGGAGGUUGCAUUUCUCAGGCCAAAUUCAAGGCUCGAGCAACGACGGUUAUGGCGAUUUUUUUCUCCCUAACCACACCAGUUGGAAUAGCCAUCGGCUUUGGUAUCUCAAACAUAUACGACGAAAAUAGCCCAAGUUCUCUCAUUGUCGAAGGCAUAUUCAACUCCGCCUCUGCUGGAAUCCUAAUUUACAUGGCGCUCGUCGACCUUCUUGCCGCUGAUUUCAUGAACCCUAGAAUGCAAAGCAACCUAAAACUGCAACUUAGUUCCAAUCUCUCACUUCUUAUAGGGGCUGGGUUCAUGUCCAUCUUGGCAAAGUGGGCUUAAAAAAAGUGCUUGUGUACAUAAAUUUUAUGAUUUUGUUUUACAUGUUUUGCAUAAAUUUGGUAGCAAAGUUGUUCAUUUUUGUCUACUUUUUCUAUAAAAUAGGAAUGUUUUAUUUCCUCUGAUUUUGUUUUCAUCACA